GUCAUGUGUGCCGUUUUCCUUGUAAACAAAUGCUGCAAUUGUUAUUGUGUUAAGUGAUAUCAGUUUGUGAUAUUGAAUCAUAUCUUUCUUCUUGUAUCUUUUGUUGUGAAAUUGAUAUGGUAUAUCUUUUGUUGUUGUAAGAAUGAGCCCAUUAAUAUGAACCGGUUACUUGUUUCGUAAUUCUACUGUUCUCACACAAUAACAAGGAAAAGAAAUCCAAGUCCUCGACCUGUAAAAUUUAGGAUAGUAAAACAUGGAUUAUACUAGUGUAACAUUUGAAGAUUUCCCUCCGGGACCUCUUGAUGAAUAUCGGAAAAGAGCAUCAUUUGAUUGGAAGAAAAUGAAAUUUGCCUUGGAAGGUGAAGAUGUAGCUCAGUAUCAGGCAUAUAUUUGGAAGAAAUUGGAAUCUGAUCCUUUAUUCCACCGUACUAUGACAGAAGAACUGAAAUGGCAAGAGGACCACCACAUUACUUACAGAAGAAUGAAACGUCUCAAGCAUUAUAACUUUUUACCACCUGAACUUUUAGUGGAAAAGUACCAUUUUUCCCCAGCAUUAUCAAAUGCCUUAGCUAUGUAUGAUCUGGCAUUUUAUAUUAAGAAUUCUUUAAGUAUUGAUUAUAUUUCAUUUGUUAUUCGAAGUACUGGCACAUCUCGACAUAUGAAGUUUUUGGAGCCAAUAAACAAGUUGGAAUAUAGUGGAUGUUUUGCCCUAACAGAAAUCAGUCAUGGUACAAAUACAAGAGGUUUGAGGACUGAGGCAAGAUAUGAUCCAGCAACUGAAGAAUUUGUGUUGCACUCUCCAGAUUUUGAAGCUGCUAAGACUUGGUCUGGCAACCUUGGUCAGUUGGCUACUCAUGCUGUUGUUUAUGCUCAGUUGUAUACUCCAGAUGGAAAAUGUCAAGGUCUUCACAGUUUUAUUGUUCCAGUUCGUAACCCCAAAACUCUAUUACCUUACAAGGGCAUUACUGUGGGCGAUAUUGGACCAAAAGUGGGCUUAAAUGGAAUUGAUAAUGGUUUUAUGAUGUUCAAUCAAUACCGGAUACCACGAGAAAAUUUACUCAAUAAAAAUGCUGAUGUCUCACCUGAUGGAAAGUAUUUAACUCGAAAGGGAGAAAAUGAGAGAUUUGGUGAUUCAAUGGGAGCUUUAUCUAUGGGACGUGUUGGAAUUGUUAUGCUUUGUGUCAACUUUUUGCGACUAAGUGUCCCUAUAGCUGUUCGCUAUUCUGCUUUAAGAAGGCAGUUUGGUCCAAAUCCCUCUGAGGAAUCUCCAGUUUUAGAAUAUCAAGUCCAACAAUGGAGACUUCUUCCAUAUGUUGCUGCAACUUAUGUCUGCUACUAUUUUGCUAGAGACUUCUAUCAAGAUUUUAUAGAUUAUUUUGUUGAAACUUUGCUGACUGAUGGUCAGUCAUCUGAUAUGAAUGAUAAAAAGAUAUAUAUUCAUGCAUUGAGCUGUUGUGGUAAAGCUGUUACUGGAUGGAUUGCUAGAGAUGCUAUUCAAGAAUGCAGAGAGGCUUGCGGAGGCCAUGGUUAUCUUAAAGCUGCUGGUUUUGGGACAUUAAGAAAUAAUAAUGAUGCCAAUUGCACAUAUGAAGGUGAUAAUAACGUGAUUUUGCAGCAGACAAGUAACUACCUACUAAACUUAUAUAAAAAGCUGAAAUCUGGGGAAGGUAUACCACAAUGUUUACCAGAUAUACAAUUCUUUAAUAAUAUAAACCAAAUAGUGAAAACAAGAUAUGCACCGUCUUCAAAAACUGAUGUGGAACUUUCUGAUAUUCUUAAUAUGUUUGAGUGGCUUGUGUGUUACUUAUUAGAGAAAUCCCAUGUGAAAUAUCAGGAAGAAUUUGCAAAGAGCCAAAAUUCUUUUGUUGCUCGAUGUAACUCUCAAGUUUAUAACUGCCAUACCCUUUCAAUUGCAUUUUACCAGUUAGUAGCUCUCAAGAGAUUUUCUAGGCUGAUUUCUGAACAAGAUGAUCCAUCAAUGAAAUUAAUCCUCAUAAAAUUGGGGAGACUAUAUGGCUUAUGGAGCAUUGAUAAGCAUUUGCCUAUACUUUAUGCUGGUGGCUACAUUUCAGGAAAUGUUCCAAAUGAUGUUAUUAAAGAAAACAUUGUAUAUUUAUGUUCAGACCUAAAAGAUCAAGCUGUUGCCUUAGUUGAUGUUUUUGCCCCUCCAGAUUUUAUUCUUAACUCUGCAUUGGGCAAAUCGGAUGGAAAGUUAUAUAAAAACUUAGAAGAUGUAAUAAUGAAUACUCCAGGUGCUUUAGAGAGGCCUUAUUGGUGGAAAGAAGUUGUUGACAAUCAAGAUGUUCAACCAAUCAAAUCAAGUUUAUGAAGUUUCAUAUUGUCUAUAUCACUUACACAAAUGUGUCCAAGAAAAACAGACUAUUUAUGUGAGAUUUAAUAUCUAAUGAUUAUUUUAAUAAGUUGUACAAGUGCUAGAAUUAUACUGAAAAUCAAUUUAUGAAAUUUUAUUUAUUUUUUAUUCUAUAUUUUAUCUGUGUAUCAGUUAUAAUGUUUUAUAUUUUAUAUUGUUUAUGGACAAUUUUAUUUUCAAUUUUUAUUGUAUCAUUUUUCUUGACAAAGUGAAUACAGCAAAUAAAAAUAUAUUAGAUUAUUA
Messenger RNA from Argiope bruennichi, 2614 nucleotides. RefSeq names its product peroxisomal acyl-coenzyme A oxidase 3-like. Gene Ontology annotation, biological process: lipid homeostasis; fatty acid beta-oxidation using acyl-CoA oxidase. Bases 254 to 2329 code for a protein of 691 amino acids. The record is from RefSeq and is a predicted model, not a curated record. The transcript has 17 exons. Lineage: Eukaryota; Metazoa; Arthropoda; Arachnida; Araneae; Araneidae. Gene Ontology annotation, molecular function: FAD binding; fatty acid binding; pristanoyl-CoA oxidase activity. Gene Ontology annotation, cellular component: peroxisome.